Messenger RNA from Asparagus officinalis (garden asparagus), 1600 nucleotides. Its product is annotated as S-locus-specific glycoprotein S13-like. Bases 43 to 1269 code for a protein of 408 amino acids. NCBI's taxonomy places the organism in Eukaryota, Viridiplantae, Streptophyta, Magnoliopsida, Asparagales, Asparagaceae. The record is from RefSeq and is a predicted model, not a curated record. Gene Ontology annotation, biological process: recognition of pollen. The transcript has 4 exons.
AUUCCUACAAAGACACCCUACAUGAAACUUGUUUUGUAAACCAUGAGCAAAUCACUCAGGAAACCGUUAUUCUACCUGAUCAUUUUUCUCUCUCUUUACCCCUCCACUUCCAGGGACUCCCUUACCCCUACCACGAAUCUUGCCGAUGGAGAUGUCUUGCUUUCAUCUACCGGAACCUUUGCACUGGGAUUCUUUACCCCUGACAACUCCACCACCAGCAACAGAUACAUCGGCAUAUGGUACAACAAAAUACCAGGACAGACCGUAAUCUGGGUGGCAAAUCACUUUCACCCAAUUAAUGGUACCACUGGAAUCUUAUCGAUUACCAAAAAUGGAAGUCUUGUUAUUACUGCUGGUGGUUUCCCCAUCAUCUGGCUAUUUGUUUCUACGAAACAAGCUACUAAUCCAAUAGCCCAGUUAUUGGAUACUGGUAAUUUUGUUGUUGCUGACGACACUGAUUCUAACAGCAUAGCAUGGCAGGGCUUUGACUAUCCAACCGAUACUUUGAUCCCGGGCAUGAAGGUCGGAUGGGAUGCUAAAAGUGGUCUGAAUCGCAACCUCACUGGAUGGUCAAGUUCUACAGAUCCGUCACCUGGAAUAUACACAUUAGCAGUCGACCUCCAUGGUGAUCCUCAAUUGAUAUUUUGGGCUGGUUCUGUCCGAGAAUGGAGGUCUGGUCCCUGGAUUGGAAGAAUACCAUUCUAUGACAACGAUUCCAUGGACUCAUUUUCAUUCACUUUCAUUAACAACAAGAACGAGGUUACUUACACGGCUGAUAUGGUGAACAAUGCUACGCUGACUAGGUUGGUGGUGAAUCCAUCUGGGCUCAUACAAAGAUUAGUAUUGCUUGAUUCUGGUGAAUGGGGUCAGUAUCGGUAUUUACCAGCGACCCAGUGUGACCUGUUCGGUGUAUGUGGGCCCAACAGCCUGUGCUACAUUGAUACCCUACGAGCUUGCAGUUGCUUGCCGGGGUUUGAGCCCAAGUCGCCAUAUGACUGGGCCUUAAAGGGCUUUACUGGUGGGUGCAUUAGGAAGACAUCAUUAGACUGUAGGAAUGGAACUGAUGGAUUUGUGCCAGUGCAAAGGACAGUUUUACCUGAUACGGUGCAGGCAACGGUGGACAUGAGUAUGAGCUUCGAUGAAUGUAGGGCAGAAUGCUUGAGGAAUUGUUCUUGCACAGGUUUUGCAAACGUACAACAUGGGUGGACAGGAGUUCUACCUGCGGUUGGCAGCAGCAGAUAUAGAAUCAAUAUCAAGCCAGUCUCAUAAACGAGGGCACACAAUCUUAGUUGUCGUGCUGAGUGUAUUCUUGGCGAUACUAAUACUUGCUUGUAUUAUUUUCUAUACAUUGAGGAAGAAGAAAAGAAGUAGAGGUACUUCUGUUAAUGAAAAUGCUGAAGAAAGUACUAGAGAAGAUAGCAUGGAGCUGCCUCUGUUUGAUUUUGAUAUCAUAAAGAGAGCAACCAACAAUUUCUCUGAUGAUAAUAAGAUUGGAGAAGGUGGAUUUGGUCCUGUUUACAAGUAUUGUUGUUUGGUGAAACAUUAGGGAAAGUUGGAACAGGAAAUAGCUGUAAAGAGACUCUCGAAGGCUUCAGUACAA